UCAGGAUGCUGGAUAAAAAUGACUAAAUUUUAACCCUCUUUUAGUCCAGUCCAAGCCACGAAUUAUACUGGUUGCCACAAUAACAUCGCGGACCUAUUCAUUGUCUGAACUAAGCUUUCUAAUUGACUCAUAACACAUUUACAUUUCGAGUAGGAAACAAUUGGGCACGCAUGCACGAAAUCUUUCCCAGGCAUUCCACAAAUAAAUCUCUUUGAGCUUUGUCCUGUAAAACGGCACAUAAAGAACAGCGGCGGAGACUAGUGCCAGGAGUUGGCUCCACUUUGUUUCCCAGGGCGGUCACAUUGACAUGACAGAGCAACCCCGAGCGCAGCACUCCUAAAUCGUCGCUACAGCACAAGCGCAGCGGAUGAUUCAUUGUGGAGACUGGACACACGGCCAAACGUCUCUGAAACGUCGUUGCUGCUAAACUGCCAGUGGAUGAUCUGACCCCAACACACCUGGGAAAAAAGGACCAACGGAACACUAUUUUCCUGACAUAAUUAGGCCUACAAUGCCGUCUUGCGCAAGAUGUCUAUGCUGAAACAGGUUAUAGUGGGCGAGAAUGGCCAGGACGCAGAGAAAAGCUUGGACUGGAGUUACAUUGAGUGGCUAGAGAACGAGAACAUGGAAGUGACGGUUGUGACCAAUGUCGAAACGCAAACUGUUUCAAAACCCACAGAGGAAAAGGAGACGCAGACCAGUAACCCCUUUAUCAUGCAUAUAGAUUUGGCCAGAACGCACUCCAAACUGAAACACACGUCUUUGGUCGAGGCAGACGGCUUGCUCACCCAGUUUGACCGACAAGCCCCGGCUCGCAUCUCCACCUCCCCGACCUUGAGGAGGAUGAGGAGCACGCGACGUCCGCAGGUGGACUUCCGGGACCUUGUGAGAAUGGACAGCACACAGGAAGAGUCGGGUAUGGAAGAUACACCGUCCCCGUUGAGUCCCCUCUCCCCAGUACAAAGGCACAAGUCUCCGCUGGCGGCCAGCCCCCCUCCCGUUGGAGAAAACGAUCUCGAUAAUCUGCCCAAUUCAUCCGCAGGCUGGGGGAAAAGCAGAUCGCAUAGAUCAAAGACUUUUGACAAUGGUAUUACUUGCACGAGACAAGGAUCUCUGGGUGCACGGAGUGUGCAAAGUGUUAGUAAAGACUUUGCAUUUCCUGAUGAUAGCGAUGAUCAGGACAAGGAGGCUUGCCAUAAUAGACUGCAGGAGAGGAGGCGGAGUUCUGUGGUGGUCAGUCUGCCCGGAUUGGAUGUUUCGCCGGGGGACCUGUUUGUGUCCAAUGGGGUGGCAGACCUACUAAACCUCUCCAACUUUUCAGACACCAAGAAACCCAGGUGGCCUUUCUCCAGACGCAGCACGACUAAAGGGAAGAGAACAUGCUCUGCCUCUGAUAUUGAGAAAUAUCUCUCGACGGAACAGAUUCAAGACUGGAGGAACACAGACUUCCAGAAGUACAAGGAUUGUUCUCUAGAAGAGUUCCUAAGGGACUGUGAUUCGUCUCAGCGGAAGUCUGAUAGUGACCCUCAGGACUACAAGAGACAUGAAGCCAUCUGGGAACUCUUCACCAGCGAGUGUGUUUACUUCCUGGAUCAGCUCAUGGUGCUCAAAGAGGUGUUUCUGGCCAUGCUGACCAACCUGCAGAUGAGGGACUGCCUGCAUGACGUGGACUCCUGGAGGCUGUUUGCCAACCUCAACGAGCUGUGUCUGGUGAGCUUUGGCUUCAUCACCAGCCUGCUGCGUGUCAUCAAGGAGUCCUGGGAGAUCCCUGUGGCAGGAGGUGGGCCCAACCUGCUAAAGCUUCUCACUAAGGCGUUCCGGGAGAGCAUAUGCCACUGUCUGCAGAAGUACUGCCUCAACUAUUCCGCUGCACUAUUUUAUCUGGGCAGCCUGAAGAACAGAGAGGACUUUGGCUCCUACGUUAAGUGGUGUGAGAGGAACCAGGAGUGCCGGAGGCUGCAGUUGCGUGACCUAUUGGUGGCGCCGUUGCAGCGUCUGACCCGCUACCCCCUGCUGCUGAAGAACGUUGGGAAGAGGAGCCGGACCGAGGAGGAGGAGAGCGCCCUGCAGAGCGUGGUGGAGCAGGUGGACACCUCCAUAUGUGAUCUGGAGGGGAAGGUGAAAUGGCUGGACAACUACCAGAAGGUGAAACAGCUAAGAGAUUCCUUGGUGUGGCUGCCAGUGUGGGAGAGAGACAAGCGGGCCUUCGUCCCUGAGAAUCUGAAACAUCUGCUAAAGUCCGUCUCCCUCGAAAACCUCAUCUCUCAUCGGAGCCUGCUGCACAAGGGAAAACUAGUGCUUACAGAGAACGGCAAGCUGCAGAAUGUGUACCUGUUUCUGUUUGACGAGCUCCUCCUCAUCACCAAGAUCAAGAGGAACAAAAAGAAGUCCACAGGUCCUGAACAGAGUCCCCACCGUCCACCUCAGAACCAGGAGUUGGACCAGUUGCUUAAGGAGGGCUGUACCUUCACCGUCCUGGAUCAGCCCGUCUCGCUGGACCGCCUCCAGCUCAAGAACAUAGACCAACUCAACGCAGCAGCGUCAGGGCUGCCCCAAUCCUUCAUCAUCAUGCACCAGAACCGCUACCAGCAGUGUAUCGCUGCCUUCAUCCUACAAGCUCCGACCGAGGCCGUCAAGAGGGUGUGGAUGUCGGAGAUAGAGGGUGCUGUGGCGACGCUGCUGAGACUGGAUUCCCAGCAGCCUCCCCGGGUGAAGAGCUCCUCACUGUGGCUAGAGUCCUCCCAGAUUUGAGCAGUCCCACUUUCACUACUAGAACAGAGGACCACAAACACCACUUCUGGACAGCUACUGGUGCCUGACCCCCACUAUAUGUCCUGAACCAUAGGUGGCUCUGAUAUUUUAUUUUAACACUGUCCUUUCCAGCAGUUCCAGAAACUAGGUGGACGGUGAAUGCGUGACCAGGCCAGCCCAGUACAACUUGGCUCAGUAGUGUGAAAGGGAUGUGCAGGUUAUUAUUACUGACCAGCACAAAUACACUUCAUUGAGCUUUUAAACUAGCUACUGGCUAGUUGUUGAGACCCUUGAUUAGUUGAAUCAGGUGUAUUAGUUGGUGCUGGGCUGGAACAAACACCUCUACACAUGAUGGAUCUCUCCAGUACCAGGGUUGGUGAACACUGCACUAGACUCUGGCUAAAACAAGGAUUACUAUAACUGUAUCAUGCACUGUGGUCCCUCAUAACACCUUGUAAAAUACUAGCAGGAUAACUUUUGUAAAAUUAAUGUUUGCUUUGAAAGUGUAUUGCGGUACAAUAAUAGAUUACAAUACAAUUUUGAAAAUGAGAAGAUGACUGUUCUGCGUUGCUGAUGUGUGCUCAGAACACAUGUACACAUUCACUUAAACUGUGGAAAUGUGUCUGUGGCGAACAGUACAACAUAUACAGUCAUAACAUCACAACAAGACUACAACUGACAUACAGUGGGGAGAACAAGUAUUUGAUAACAUGCAAAAUCGGCAGCGUUUCCUACUUACAAAGCAUGUAGAGGUCUGUCAUUUUUAUCAUAGGUACACUUCAACUGUGAGAGACGGAAUCUAAAACAAAAAUCCAGAAAAUCACAUUGUAUGGUUUUUAAGUAAUUAAUUUGCAUUUUAUUGCAUGACAUAAGUAUUUGAUACAUCAGAAAAGCAAAACUUAAUAUUUGGUACAGAAACCUUUGUUUGCAAUUACAGAGAUCAUAUGUUUCCUGUAGUUCUUGACCAGGUUUGCACACACUGCAGCAGGGAUUUUGGCCCACAUGCUGGAAGACCCAGCCACGACCCAUCUUCAAUGCUCUUACUGAGGGAAGGAGGUUGUUGGCCAAGAUCUCGCGAUACAUGGCCCCAUCCAUCCUCCCCUAAAUACGGUGCAGUCUUCCUGUCCCCUUUGCAGAAAAGCAUCCCCAAAGAAUGAUGUUUCCACCUCCAUGCUUCACGGUUGGGAUGAUGUUCUUGGGGGUUGUACUCAUCCUUCUUCUUCCUCCAAACACGGCGAGUGGAGUUUAGACCAAAAAGCUCUAUUUUUGUCUCAUCAGACCACAUGAACUUCUCCCAUUCCUCCUCUGGAUCAUCCAGAUGGUCAUUGGCAAACUUCAGACGGGCCUGGACAUGCGCUGGCUUGAGCAGGCGGACCUUGCGUGCGCUGCAGGAUUUUAAUCCAUGACGGUGUAGUGUGUUACUAAUGGUUUUCUUCAAGACUGUGGUCCCAGCUCUCUUCAGGUCAUUGACCAGGUCCUGCCGUGUAGUUCUGGGCUGAUCCCUCACCUUCCUCAUGAUCAUUGAUGCCCCACGAGGUGAGAUCUUGCAUGGAGUCCCAGACCGGGGGUGAUUGACAGUCAUCUUGAACUUCUUCCAUUUUCCAAUAAUUGCGCCAACAGUUGUUGCCUUCUCACCAAGCUGCUUGCCUAUUGUCCUGUAGGCCAUCCCAACCUUGUGCAGGUCUACAAUUUUAUCCCUGAUGUCCUUACACAGCUCUCUGGUCUUGGCCAUUGUGGAGAGGUUGGAGUCUGUUUGAUUGAGUGUGUGGACAGGUGUCUUUUAUACAGGUAACGAGUUCAAACAGGUGCAGUUAAUACAGGUAAUGAGUGGAGAACCAGGAGGGCUUCUUAAAGAAAAACGAACAGGUCUGUGAGAGCCGGAAUUCUUACUGGUUGGUAGGUGAUCAAAUACUUAUGUCAUGCAAUAAAAUGCAAAUUAAUUACUUAAAAAUCAUACAAUGUGAUUUUGUUUUAGAUUCCGUCUCUCACAGUUGAAGUGUACCUAUGAUAAAAAUUACAGACCUCUACAUGCUUUGUAAGUAGGAAAACCUGCAAAAUCGGCAGUGUAUCAAAUACUUGUUCUCCCCACUGUAUGUCAUUAUCAUCAUCCCAGUGGGUAUCAAAACAUGACACAUCACACAUACUCUGGUUUAACACACUGGUAUAAAUAGACACUGACCACCAAGGAAAAUAGAAACAACUAGUUUUAUUUACUCUUAAUCAUGAUGGAAUUAUUUUUACAAUAAAUGGUACAUCUUGGACAUAAAA
Messenger RNA from Salvelinus fontinalis (brook trout), 5019 nucleotides. RefSeq names its product pleckstrin homology domain-containing family G member 7-like. Gene Ontology annotation, molecular function: guanyl-nucleotide exchange factor activity. The transcript has 17 exons. The record is from RefSeq and is a predicted model, not a curated record. Gene Ontology annotation, biological process: Rho protein signal transduction. NCBI's taxonomy places the organism in Eukaryota, Metazoa, Chordata, Actinopteri, Salmoniformes, Salmonidae. The coding region runs from base 529 to 2751 and encodes 740 amino acids.